AUGAUCAGAGGGGACGACAACUACGUACCCGUGGCGCAGUUCCCAAAGCGGGAGCCGAAGAACAAGCCCGCGCAGACGAGCUACAAGGGUCUUACAGGCUCUAAUUCAAGCAACGCUGCUUAUUACGGCUCUAGUAGCAUCGGGCGAGCAUCCCAUCAUGGCCUGUCCAGUCGGAGUCAAGUACAGAAAGAUGCAAGAGGCCAAUCUAUCCAAGUAGAUUCUUCCAGACUCAAAAAGAGUGAAACCAAAAAGGAUGAGCGUCGAAAAUCACUUCACAAAGAUCGGAAGAGAAAUCUCUCCUACGAAGAUAACCAAGACAGUCGCCGCGCGCAAAGUCGAAAAAAAUCGGAGGAUGAAGCGUCGAAUGUGUCAUCCUCACGUUCCUACUCGAAGCCGCCCAAAAAGCUGCCCCCAAUUGUCGACGUAAAAACAUUGGAGCAGAGUGAGAUCCCCGAGAGACUCAAAAUGGGUCGUUGUAGACCAGUUACAGAAUUCGAAAAGCUAAAUCGAAUCGGAGAAGGAACUUACGGCAUUGUGUACAGAGCGAGAGACACGGCUGACGACGAAAUCGUGGCGCUGAAGAAAGUCAGAAUGGAGAAAGAACGGGACGGAAUUCCAGUCAGCUCGAUUAGAGAAAUCUCCCUUCUUUUCUCGCUCAAGCACGAAAACAUUGUCGAUCUAAGGGCAGUCGCCGUUGGACAACAACUGGAGAGUCUAUUCCUCGUCAUGGGAUACUGUCAAUACGAUUUGGGAUCGCUACUCGACCACAUGUCCAAGCCGUUUUUAGAAGAUCAAGUAAAGUGCCUGAUGGUUCAAGUUUUGAGGGGGCUAGAAUUCAUGCAUUCGAAGUUCAUCGCUCAUCGGGAUAUUAAAGUCUCAAAUCUUCUUCUGACAGACGACGGAGUGCUGAAAAUAGCAGAUUUUGGACUGGCAAGAUCGUUUGGUACUCCUCGGAAACCAUCGACGCCAAAAGUCGUUACUUUGUGGUAUAGAGCGCCCGAAGUGUUAUUCGGCGAUAGCAUUCACACCACGGCUAUGGAUCUUUGGUCGGCCGGGUGCGUUCUGUCAGAGCUUCUUCUUCACGACCCCCUUUUUCCCGCCCGAAACGAGAUUGAGCUUAUAGACAAGAUAAUAGAUACGAUUGGAAGCCCUAAUGAAACUAUUUGGCCUGGUUAUGGCGAUCUUCCGCUUGUAAAAGGUCGAUCGCUGAAAGUCCAGCCAUACAAUAAUUUGAAGUCGAAAUUUCCUUGGUGGAAUUCCGAAGCUGGAUUUAGACUACUCAACAACAUGCUCGCCUAUUGCCCUUCAAAGAGGAUUACAGCAGCAGCGGCACUCAAACAUCAGUACUUCAGAGAGAAUCCACUGCCUUGUACGUGUGCAGAAAUGCCGAGCUUUCCAAACUACAAAAGACAGAACCAGAAUGACCAGUACGAUCACGUUAAGCUGACAUCAUUUACUACUGUUAACUAA
Molecule: messenger RNA, 1470 nt
Organism: Oikopleura dioica
Lineage: Eukaryota; Metazoa; Chordata; Appendicularia; Copelata; Oikopleuridae
Source: the annotation of a GenBank genome assembly